This is a messenger RNA of Psylliodes chrysocephalus, 663 nucleotides long. NCBI's taxonomy places the organism in Eukaryota, Metazoa, Arthropoda, Insecta, Coleoptera, Chrysomelidae. The record is from the annotation of a GenBank genome assembly.
AUGGGAGACGAAUAUGAUAUAUAUAUUUCGAGACGAUUAAUAACUGAUUAUACUAGUGGAUUUAUUCGACAAUUGCUGUAUUGGUAUGAUACGUAUACCGUAAAUCUAUUUGGAUAUUACGCAUUAGAGUUCCCACUUAUGCUAAUUAAAAGGAAUAAAGUGGUUUAUUAUCAGUACAUGAUCUUAAAUGAAAAAAUAGAAAAUUUAAAAGAUGAGUUUAAUUUUGAACUUAAUUAUAAAAAUAUUGUUGAUUGUAUUAAAAGUCAUAUCAAUUUAACAAAAUUGUCCGAAUAUCUUUUAAUAGGCCAUCCAAAACGUGGAGCUGUUUUACCAAUAUUACUUACAGAAACAGUUUUCUUACAAAUUUCGUCGGUGUAUUUUAUUCUAGCGGAAAUUAGUCCCAGAAGCAAUUUCAGAUUCGUUAUAACUCUAAUGUUCACACUUUACAUUACUGGAAAAUUUUUUCAAGCUGGACAAGAAAUAAAAGACGCAUUAGGAAAAAUCUGUCAGACGAUUUAUAAUACUGAUUGGUACAAUUGGGACAAUCGCAGCAAAAAAGCAUUACUGAUGAUGUUAAGACAAUGUUCUAGACCUCUUUCUUUUUCACUGUUUUCAAUUAUAGAUUUGGAUUAUAAGGAGGUACCUGCAGUAAGUAUACAUUAA